AUGGGGGGCAAGCGGACAGAUCCCAGUUAUCCCAGUUCCGAUCCCACGCCGUCUGCAGCCUCGGGCCGAAGGAGGAAGCGGCUCCGGGUGGAGAGUAAAGUUGAGCACGCGGAGGAGGGCAUCGGGGGAGGGCGAGGCCGGGCGAGGCCGGGCGAGCCCGGGGGCCGCACGCACACCGCAGUCGCCUCGGCCGCCCGAGCGACGCGAGCCCAGAGCGGCCGGAGCCUCUCCCGUCGCGGCCGCUCGGAGCGGGCUGCUCGGACCGACGGCCGCGCGCGCCGCGGACUGCCCCGGGAGCCGUGUGCCGCCCCGGCAGCCGUGUGCCGUGGACGGUUGCGCGCAGACUCGCGGCUCGGGGAAGAGCGGGGUACCUGUGCCUGCCGCUUGAUCUGCCUCUCCCUGGUGCCCAGUCCUCUUGCUGCAAUGACUAGCCUGCUAACCACGCCUUCUCCAGGAGAAGAACUGGUGACCACCCCAAUUCUUCAGGCCACUGAAGCCCUGUCCCCAGAAGCCGAGGCCAGCACAGCACUCAUUGCAGUUGUUAUCACCGUGGUCUUCCUCACCCUGGUCUCAGUCGUGGUCUUGAUCUUCUUUUACCUGUACAAGGACAAAGGCAGCUACGUCACCUACGAACCUGCAGAAGGUGAGCCCAGCGCCAUCCUCCAAAUGGAAAGUGACUCGGCCAAGGGCAGGGACAAGGAGGAAUAUUUCAUCUAA
This is a messenger RNA of Odobenus rosmarus divergens (Pacific walrus), 717 nucleotides long. RefSeq lists its product as uncharacterized. The transcript is spliced from 6 exons. The coding region runs from base 1 to 717 and encodes 238 amino acids. The record is from RefSeq and is a predicted model, not a curated record. NCBI's taxonomy places the organism in Eukaryota, Metazoa, Chordata, Mammalia, Carnivora, Odobenidae.